Molecule: messenger RNA, 1455 nt
Organism: Olea europaea var. sylvestris
Lineage: Eukaryota; Viridiplantae; Streptophyta; Magnoliopsida; Lamiales; Oleaceae
Product: LEC14B protein-like
Exons: 8
Coding region: 340-1455 (371 amino acids)
Biological process (GO): proteasome-mediated ubiquitin-dependent protein catabolic process
Cellular component (GO): Cul4-RING E3 ubiquitin ligase complex
Molecular function (GO): protein binding
Source: RefSeq, a predicted model, not a curated record
ACCACGUUGGCUCCAUGCUUCCACGUCAAGCUGCAAAUUCCAUCACGCACUCUACUGCACCAUCAAACUCCCUCCAACAACCACCUCUAUCAAAACCACAGAAAAUAUUUAUCCAGUUAUUAUUUUACGUAAGAACCCAGCAAUCAAAAUCCCAAAAAUAAGUAAACAAAUCCAAAAAUUCACAUUAUCAUAUUUCAUAUCCGUUCGUCGACAUCAUCGCACAACACAAAGAAAAGGCUCAAGGUUUGUCUGGGUUAAAUCCGACUGGGGAUGAUAAAAAGGGUUAAUUGUGCCUUAUGCUUGUAUCUGGGCAAUUUCCUGUAGUGAUUAUGAUAUAAAAUGCAAUUUUUCACGGGGCAUGCUGCCAUUAACGGUAUGGGAUAUUCUUUUAGCAAAUUGGAGAUAGAUUCCGGACUUCUUGAUGGUUCGAGUUCUAAUAAUGAAGUUAAGGGUAGUUCUCAGUCCAAAAGUCCAUCGGGUUGUUUGGGUCAUGAAAUUGCUCAGCUCACAAAGCUUAGAUCAGGACCCCAUGAGAAUUUGAGCCGAGUCCUGCCAGGGAAGCGUGAGCUUCCUGUUUCAACCAUGAAAAUGUUGGCAGGUCGAGAAGCAAAUUUUUCGGGAAGAGGGAGGUUCUCAUCAGGAGAUUGUUGUCACAUUCUCAGUAAGUACUUGCCAGUUAACGGUCCUUGGGUUGUGGACCAGAUGUCAACUAGGGCUUACGUGUCGCAGUUCUCUGCUGAUGGUUCACUUUUUGUUGCUGCAUUCCAGGGAAGCCACAUCAGAAUAUAUGAUGUGGAUAGGGGGUGGAAAGUUCAGAAGAACAUUCUUGCCAGAAGCUUGAGAUGGACAGUUACUGACACGUCUCUUUCACCAAAUCAACAAUAUCUUGUCUAUGCUACCAUGUCACCUAUUGUUAAUGUUGUUAAUGUUGGAUCUACUACAACAGAAUCUCUUGCAAACAUCACAGAAAUCCAUGAUGGUUUGGAUUUCUCUGCUGCCGACGAUGGGGGGUAUUCUUUUGGAAUCUUCUCCUUGAAAUUCUCAACUGAUGGUCGAGAAAUUGUAGCAGGAAGUAGUGAUGAUGCCCUGUAUGUUUAUGAUCUUGAAGCAAAUAAACUCUCUCUCAGGAUUCAAGCGCACAUGUCUGAUGUCAACACGGUAUGUUUUGCCGAUGAAGGUGGUCAUCUUAUUUAUUCUGGUAGCGACGACAAUUUCUGCAAGGUUUGGGACAGACGCUGCUUCAAAGUCAAAGGCAAGCCAGCAGGGGUCCUAAUGGGCCACCUCGAGGGUGUUACAUUUCUUGAUAGUCGUGGAGAUGGUCGUUAUUUUAUUUCCAAUGGUAAAGAUCAGGUGAUCAAACUCUGGGAUAUAAGGAAAAUGUCAUCCAAUACUAAUUGCUAUCAAGGAUACAGGAAUUAUGAAUGGGAUUACAGAAGUGUGGUGACACUUAAAUGA